Messenger RNA from Aspergillus heteromorphus CBS 117.55, 696 nucleotides. RefSeq lists its product as uncharacterized. NCBI's taxonomy places the organism in Eukaryota, Fungi, Ascomycota, Eurotiomycetes, Eurotiales, Aspergillaceae. The record is from RefSeq and is a predicted model, not a curated record. The transcript is spliced from 3 exons. Bases 1 to 696 code for a protein of 231 amino acids.
AUGGCCAAUGAAGCCCAGAUCAAAGGCUCCCUGGGCAUAUCCAUAUCGUACGGAGCCAAGAAUCAAUCAUACGAGAUCAUUGCCGGCUCUGGGCCCAACGCAGCGACGCCCCAAGAACGACGAGCCCCUCGAAGAGAGACCACCGGUCUGUUUGGACGCAGGUGCAGAGUGAGGGUGCUACGCGAGCGAUGUGACUCGGACAGUUCCUCGGGGGGGAGGAUUGGCCGAACUCACGCCAGCGACAUAUACCACGUUGUAGAAGAGAUACAGGGCCUCCAGCAGCUUAGCGUCCUCAACGACGGCACCUGCGAGGAAACCCGAGCCAGUCAUUCCCAGCGCUGGGGUAGUUCUCUUGAGAUUGUUCUGGCCACUGCUCAAUCUGAGAAGCUCCCAUCGGCGCGGGAUAUCAGCUCCAACGAAGCCCGAAGAUACCUCCCUGUUGGCAAGGUGCGUAUCGAGGACGACAUCCUGGCCAUUGGCACUCGAAGUGAGAAUCUGACCACGGCGCCGAAAGGCGAGGAGAGGAAAUGCUGGAGAUCAUCCGUUGCGGGAUCGACAAUUAGCCGGGGCCGUCAUGACGAAGUUUCUUGGCGGUCACAGCUGCUCGUUUCACAAUUCCCGCAGCAUCAUCACAUAGCCAGUCUAGGCCCUAACAUGGGUGGAGCGUUGUGUUAUCCGAGUUGCACAACACCAUGA